UAUACGACUUUAGUGUAACGCAACUCGCCUACUGCUCUGCUGCGAAAUUCAUCUCUCUUCUUCUUCUCCUACUUCUGCGUAAUUUCCACCUGCAACUAAUUCAAAUUGCCUACUUUGAUGAGGACAAGGUGGUCGGAAUAAAUAUGGACCGUGUCGUAGCGGAGGGGGAGGAGGAGGUGCGGGAGGAGAGGGCGCUCUACAGGUCGUGCCUACCUCUGGAAAUCCCAUGUAUUUUGAACCAAAUCCUGCGAUACUUACCGUACCAAGAUCUUCAAUCCUGUCGUCUAGUCGCCCAGCAAUUUAAUGAGGAGGCAUGUCGGGUGUUGCGGAAAAGGUCGAAAAUCGUUCUCAGCAGUCCUAAACGUUUCAUUGCGUUCAAUUUGGAAAUGCUAAAUCCGCUGAAGGAGAAUCGUUACUGUGAACAUUUCCAGCUCAUCAACGCCCACGUGACGACGCCAGCGGUGACCAUGUUUCUCGACAAAUUUCAAAAAUGCAUAAAAUCCUUUGAGCUGAAAGAUGCAAAGUGGAGUUGCCACGAGUUGACGACAAUCUUGACGGAGACUGUGAAAAAUUUGGAAGAGUUGAUUCUCCACGGUGCUAUUCCGAAGGACUCGCCGCGUCUCUUUAUGACCGAGAGUGAGGAAGCGGAACAGAAUCUAAACCCAAUUCUGGUCGGGGCCCUCUCUCGUCCCCUCGUCCAAACGCCCCAAAAACCUAUACCAAAGUUACCAAACAUCAAGCAACUAGAUUUACAACUUUAUGAUAAGCUUCCUGACGAUGAAGUCCUUUCCCAGUUUGGUGCUGACCUUCUCAAAGCUGCGUACAAUCUGGAAGAACUGCGAUCUCGAGAUACUGGAAAGUGGCGAAGUAAACGAGAGCGAUUUCAACGGAUCCUCUUUGAACUCUUGAUAAGCCCUGAGGCUGACAUAGUCCUGCCCAAGCUGAGGAAAGUGGCCUUCUCGUUGUCUCCCUGGAAUGACGAGCAGAUCAAGAGGCUCGCCAUGAAACAGUUUCCUCUCCGAUAUCUCAGUCUGACAAUCCUCCCCGACAUUUCUGCCCACGCUCUCACCUCCCUCUUGAUCUCACUCAAGGACACACUGACCAAGUUGAAGCUGUCCUUUACAUCCUGGCGCAUCAUGGAGUUCCCCGUUGAACUCCAGCUCCACAAGUUGCAACACUUAUCUCUCGACUGGUUCAAUGGGUCCAUUUCGUUCAUAUCACGGAUGGAGAAUCUCCGCACCCUCGUCCUCGCACAGAUCGACUUGAACGAAAUGUUUAACGAGAGCGAGUUUACCAAGUUUAAGCGACCAAUCCGCACCCUCUCCAGUGUCGAAGUCUAUCAGCACUCUGGAACUCCCGUGACGAGCAGUGUAGUCAGAAACAUGUCCACUCUGUUUCCCAGAGUGACGACGUUGGUCUUGGGGAAACUGGAUGACGACUCGUUGCGCACCGUCUUCACGGUGUAUCCACUGUUGGAAUCUUUCUCCGCUAUUGAGGGAGCUUUUUCGGAUUUUGGCGUCAUCGGAGUGGACACCGAGGUGUGCAGUGUGUGCAAAAAGGAGCAUUUAUCCGAGCUAUGUAAAGGGGUUUACUUUGAGGAGUUGGUCAACAAGAGGCGGAAGCAUUGCUAUGUUGCAGAUUUGCAGCAUUUGAGAAAAUUGGUUCUGAGAUCUCCUCAGCUGACCAAUUUAUCUGUGAUACAUGGGGUUGCGCACUGUCAUCGGUUGAAAUCUUUAUCACUGUGGAGCUAUGAGAUGAAUUUCCGCUCCUUAAAAAAGAUCGUGGAUACUUUCAAUCUCGACUAUCUCGAGACGACGCAUACAUUCGGUCACAUCGCGGAAAUACAGUAUGCCCUGGCGAAAAUGACUUUGAAAAAGUUUAUCCUAAAUGGAAUCGUGGCACCCACGUUCGUUCCCAGCAUCUCACCCGAAAUCCGAGAUUUCCUCACGCAAUUUCACGACAAUGUGUGUCGCAGCAUCAUCUCGCACAUGAAGCACAGGUCCAGCCCACCCUACGACCAUGAUCUUACGAUCUACCACAACAUGCGGCACCAACACCGACAAAACUUAUUUCUCAUUUACGAAGCUUGCAUGGCAGAGCAGUACGCUUUGCAGGGUCUCAUUAGUAUUGGAAAUGCCAUUUAAAGCAGGGGACCGACCGACCGACAGAAGAAGACUGAUUCAUUCUGGGGAGUUAAUUAUUAUUUUAUGGUGGAUGAUAAUCAAAUCAUGGUCCUACAUAAAUCUAUAUAUCUUCUAAAUACAUAUAUAUGAAGCAACACAGAUUUUGUGAUUUACAAUUUUCAUUAAGUUUUAACCCAUUAAUUCAGAUACGUGGUCUUCCACUCUUUUGAACCUGUAUAUUUAUUACUUUGAUGAUUUCUCAAUGUGCAAUAUGCGUUAGUAAGUAGAUGAAUUAGUAUAACUACUAGUUGAAAUUAGCUAUGUAGCCAAUCCCAUCCAUCCACAGACAGAGUAGUAAAUUUAUGGGUGUAAUAAUCACAAUACCACCAAACUCAUCUUUUUAUCAAUCACAACUUGCAAUCAUACUUAAAUAUGCCAAACCCUACUCUUGAUUUUACCUCAGUAAUAAAUAUUAAAUUGAAUCCGUG
Folsomia candida is the source of this 2611-nucleotide messenger RNA. RefSeq lists its product as uncharacterized. The record is from RefSeq and is a predicted model, not a curated record. Gene Ontology annotation, molecular function: protein binding. Bases 144 to 2144 code for a protein of 666 amino acids. The transcript has 7 exons. NCBI's taxonomy places the organism in Eukaryota, Metazoa, Arthropoda, Collembola, Entomobryomorpha, Isotomidae.